Molecule: messenger RNA, 1584 nt
Organism: Mesoplodon densirostris (Blainville's beaked whale)
Lineage: Eukaryota; Metazoa; Chordata; Mammalia; Artiodactyla; Ziphiidae
Gene: RAG2
Product: recombination activating 2
Exons: 1
Coding region: 1-1584 (527 amino acids)
Biological process (GO): V(D)J recombination
Cellular component (GO): DNA recombinase complex; nucleus
Molecular function (GO): sequence-specific DNA binding; protein binding
Source: RefSeq, a predicted model, not a curated record
AUGUCACUACAAAUGGUAACAGUCGGUAAUAACAUAGCCUUAAUUCAACCAGGCUUCUCAUUAAUGAAUUUUGAUGGGCAAGUUUUCUUUUUUGGCCAAAAAGGCUGGCCCAAAAGGUCCUGCCCCACUGGGGUUUUCCAUUUUGAUGUAAAGCAUAACCAUCUCAAACUGAAGCCAGCAGUUUUCUCUAAGGAUUCCUGCUACCUUCCUCCUCUUCGUUACCCAGCCACUUGCACAUUCAAAGGCAACUUAGAGUCUGAAAAGCAACAGUACAUCAUCCAUGGAGGGAAAACACCAAACAAUGAGCUUUCAGAUAAGAUUUAUAUCAUGUCUGUUGUUUGCAAGAACAACAAAAAAGUUACUUUUCGCUGCACAGAGAAAGACUUGGUAGGAGAUGUUCCUGAAGGCAGGUAUGGUCAUUCCAUUGAUGUGGUGUAUAGUCGCGGAAAAAGUGUGGGUGUUCUCUUUGGAGGACGGUCAUACAUACCUUCCGCCCAAAGAACCACAGAAAAAUGGAACAGUGUAGCUGACUGCCUGCCCCAUGUUUUCUUGGUGGAUUUUGAAUUUGGGUGCUCUACGUCAUACAUUCUUCCAGAACUUCAGGAUGGGCUAUCUUUUCACGUCUCCAUUGCCAGAAAUGAUACCAUUUAUAUUUUAGGAGGCCAUUCACUUGCCAAUAACAUCCGCCCUGCCAAUGUAUACAGAAUAAGGGUUGAUCUCCCUCUGGGUUGCCCAGCUGUGAGUUGCACAGUCAUGCCAGGAGGAAUCUCUGUCUCCAGUGCAAUCCUGACUCAAAUAAGCAAUGAUGAAUUUGUUAUCAUUGGUGGCUAUCAACUUGAAAAUCAAAAAAGAAUGGUCUGCAACAUCAUCUCUUUCGAGGACAACAAGAUGGAAAUUCGUGAGAUGGAAACCCCAGAUUGGACCCCAGAUAUUAAGCACAGCAAGAUAUGGUUUGGAAGCAACAUGGGAAAUGGAACUAUUUUCCUCGGCAUACCAGGAGACAAUAAACAGGUUGUUUCAGAAGCAUUCUAUUUCUAUAUGUUGAAAUGUGCUGAAGAUGAUGUGAAUGAAGAUCAGAAAACAUUCACCAAUAGUCAGACAUCAACAGAAGACCCAGGGGACUCCACUCCCUUUGAAGACUCAGAAGAAUUUUGUUUCAGUGCAGAAGCAAAUAGUUUUGAUGGUGAUGAUGAAUUUGACACCUAUAAUGAAGAUGAUGAGGAAGAUGAGUCUGAAACGGGCUAUUGGAUUACAUGCUGCCCUACUUGUGAUGUGGAUAUCAACACUUGGGUACCAUUUUAUUCAACUGAGCUCAACAAACCUGCCAUGAUUUAUUGCUCUCAUGGAGAUGGGCAUUGGGUCCAUGCCCAGUGUAUGGAUCUGGCAGAAAACACACUCAUCCAUCUGUCAGAAGGAAGCAACAAAUAUUAUUGCAAUGAGCAUGUGGAGAUAGCAAGAGCACUGCAAACCCCCAAAAGAGUUCUACCCUUAAAAAAGCCUCCACUGAAAUCCCUCCACAAAAAGGGUUCUGGGAAAAUUAUUACUCCUGCCAAGAAAUCCUUUCUUAGAAGGUUGUUUGAUUAG